CAUGACUCAGUACCCAUUAUCGACGAGGAAUAUUCCGACGUCGUAUCUCCUUCCCUCUCAAUGGCCUCUCCCCCACAACGAGGAGCUCCUCCUCACCAUGGAAGAAUCCGAUUUUGAAGAGAAGUGCAAUGAAAUCAGGAAGAUGAACAGCAACCUGGUUGUGAUUGGGAAGACAACUAACGAGAACGAUAAGGAAGACUUUGACAAUGAUGCUGAUGAUGAUGACGUGGACAAUGCUGACGAAUCAGAGGGUGAAGAAUUCGAGCAAGAAACAGGUUGAAGAUCAUGUUUGCAUUUCAUCAAUGUUGAUUGGACCCGAACAAAUCAUUGUACCAAGAAGUGGAUCACAUUCAUAUCAUACUUUCUGCUAUGUUUUUAGAGAAUGGGUUAAAAAUGCACCAAGUUAGACUUCUUGUUUGAUGCACUAAGAAGUUCAGUGUAGAUUUAAUUGGGGUUUUUGAUAUUAGAUUAUGUUAAGAUUUAAGCCCUUAGAUUUAUCUUGGUGCAUGCAUCAUAGCAUUGUCUAUAUUUAUAUGCUCUUUCUUAUGCUUAAUCAAACACCAAUGAACUGAGAAUACUCAAGUAGCAUACUUGUUCUACUAUUGAUUAAAGUAAUAAAAUAAAAGAUUAAUCACCAUUGAGUUUAUAA
This is a messenger RNA of Arachis duranensis, 649 nucleotides long. RefSeq lists its product as uncharacterized. Gene Ontology annotation, biological process: regulation of mitotic cell cycle spindle assembly checkpoint. NCBI's taxonomy places the organism in Eukaryota, Viridiplantae, Streptophyta, Magnoliopsida, Fabales, Fabaceae. The record is from RefSeq and is a predicted model, not a curated record. The transcript is spliced from 2 exons. Gene Ontology annotation, cellular component: anaphase-promoting complex. The coding region runs from base 2 to 280 and encodes 92 amino acids.